Molecule: messenger RNA, 855 nt
Organism: Lichtheimia ornata
Lineage: Eukaryota; Fungi; Mucoromycota; Mucoromycetes; Mucorales; Lichtheimiaceae
Exons: 3
Coding region: 1-855 (284 amino acids)
Biological process (GO): proteolysis
Molecular function (GO): aspartic-type endopeptidase activity
Source: RefSeq, a predicted model, not a curated record
AUGUUUGAUACCGGAAGCUGGAUAACAUGGAUUCCUUCCACUGGUUGCAACCAGCAAGGUGGAUGUGAAUCUCCCAGACCAGAUUUCAAGACCAAGGACUCCUCUACUUUUAAAGGCUCCAAUUCCAAGUUUGAUGGCAAAUACGGGUCCUUGACAGCUACCGGAGACUUUUUUAGAGACGCCGUGCAAGUGGGAGGUGUCUCAUUGGCAAACCAGCAACUCGCACAGGUUUACAAACAAACAGGCACCUUUGCAAAGCAAAGCAACAAAGGCGGAUUUACCAUUGAUGGUAUCUUGGGUGCUGGAUUUGGUGAUAUAGAGCCUCCUAUACCCUUUGCGUUGUAUCAAGCAAAGCUCAUCCCAGAGCCACGAUUCUCUGUUUAUACGGGUGCCCCAGGCGGUAUUAGUGGCUCUGUUGUAUUUGGCGCUGUACAAGACAACAAAUCACUCAACAUCACAAAUGCCCUUGACAACCAAUUGUAUUGGUAUGUGAAUCCAAACAAGCUGAGCGUGGAUGGUGAUACCGUUUUAUCAUUCGACAAGAAUGAUAAAUGGAUGGUGGACAGCGGCACAUCAACGAGUCGUCUCUCCUUCCAGAUGAAGCCAAAAAAUUGCAACUGCUCAAAGUACCUAAGCCAAUCGUGGACGAUUGAUUUAACCCUUCCAGGUCAAGAUCAUGGAGCAGCAUUUGACUUACAAUUCACACCAGCUGAUGCGUUAAUCAAAAUUGGUCAAAAUACGUGUGUCUUUGGUUUUGGAGUCGCUGCUCAGCGAUUCUUAGGCAAUUCCAUCUUGCAGCGUUACAUCACAACGUACGACUUUGGUGAUAAAUCAAUUGGCUUUACUCUUAAAUAA